UCUCCACCCUCAACAAAUACUCAGAGAGGAAGAAGACAUCAUCAACAAGAUAUGUAAAACUUUACCUGAGCUGUCAUUUGGAUUGUUCUUUCCAGGAAGAAGGAUGAAAUUAACUCCAGGGAGGCACAAAUUAUGUAUAUUUUUGUUCACGAUACUCUUAUCAGAAGGAUAUUUUCGAUGGGUUGAGGCCCAGCACUGUGUGUGGUAUGGAGAGUGUGGAGACUCAAAGAUUCCUGGAAAAAAGUACAACUGUAACUACACGGGCCCCCCUCUGCCUCUAAUGCCUGAUAGUUAUGAGCUUCUAACGGAGCUUUGUCCCGGGUUUGAUUAUGGGAACCGUAGUCUCUGCUGCGAUGCUGCUCAGCUGCGCACACUCAAAGGAAGUCUCCAGGUGCCUCUGCAGCUUCUGUCUCGGUGUCCCUCCUGUUUCUUCAACCUGAUGAACCUGUUCUGUGAGCUGACCUGCAGCCCCGAUCAGAGUCAGUUUAUGAACAGCACCAAGUUUAGUGGCCCCAAUGUGGUAGAAGUUCAGUAUUAUGUUGGAAAAACCUUCGCUAAUGCGAUGUACAACGCCUGCCAGGACGUCCAGCUACCUUCCACCAACAUGAAAGCCUUAUCGAUACUUUGUGGCAAGGAUGCAAAGGACUGCAAUGCCACUAACUGGAUCCAGUACAUGUUCAGUGAUGAAAACGGGCAGGCUCCAUUUAAUAUUGUCCCAAUAUUCUCAGAUGUGGAGGUGUCUGGUUACACGCCCAUGAACAACAAGACGUACGCCUGCACCGAGGGCUUGGAGGACGGUUCUGGUCCCUGUUCCUGUCAGGACUGUGUCAACGCCUGUGGUCCCAAACCCGUCCCUCCUUCUCCCACUCCUCCCUGGACAGUCUUCGGUGUGGAUGCCAUGUACUUCAUCAUGUGGGCUUCCUACUCUGUCUUCUUGCUGAUCUUUGUUGGAGUGGUGCUGGGAACCUGGUGUUACAGGAAAAGAACGAUCAUGUCGGAGUACGCCCCCAUUUUGGACAGUAAUAGUCCCCUGUCCCUCAACAGUGAUGAUCCUAGCCAGGUACAUGCCACCUGCUGUGAGACGCUGGGGGAACGCUUUGAGAAUCUUCUGCGAGUGCUCUUCAGCUGCUGGGGCUCCUUCUGUGUUCGCCAUCCUCUAUCGGUGAUCCUGGGCUGCCUGGUUCUGGUGACCGCCGCCUCCGUGGGUCUGGUCUACAUGCGUAUCACCACGGAUCCAGUCGAGCUUUGGUCCUCCCCCUCGAGCCAGGCUCGGCAGGAGAAGGACUAUUUCGAUGAGCACUUCGGCCCUUUCUACAGAACCACUCAGCUCAUCAUAACCACUCCCAUCAACAAAACAUUUAUAUACAGUCCUUAUUUUGGAGGGGCAAACGUCCCAUUUAAAGCCAUCCUGUUUAAUGACAUCCUGCACCAGGUGCUGGAUCUGCAGCUUGCUAUCGAAGGCCUUGUAGCCACAGAUAAAGGGCAGAACGUGACUCUGCAGGACAUCUGCCUGGCUCCCCUCGCUCCCGACAACAACAACUGCACCAUCUUAAGCAUCCUCAACUAUUUCCAGAACAGCCACUCUGUGCUGGAUCACUCCGUAGGAGAUGAAUUUUAUGUUUAUGCUGACUACCACAGCCAUUUCCUCUACUGUGUCAGCGCACCAGCCUCUCUGAAUGACACCACCCUCCUCCAUGAUCCCUGUUUAGGAACCUUUGGAGGUCCCGUCUUCCCCUGGUUGGCCCUCGGUGGUUAUGAUGACACGAACUAUAACAACGCCACUGCCCUGGUCAUCACCUUUCCGCUCAAAAACUACCUGAACGAUUCCGACAAACUGGACAAAGUUCUUGCUUGGGAAAAAGAAUUCAUCAGCUUCAUGAAGAACUACUCCAAUCCCAACCUGACCAUAUCCUUCAAUACGGAGCGGAGCAUCGAAGAUGAGAUCAACCGAGAGAGCAACAGUGACAUCAGCACGAUUGUGGUCAGCUAUGUCAUCAUGUUCAUCUACAUCUCCCUGUCUCUGGGUCACAUCCAAAGCUUCAGCAGGCUAAUGGUGGACUCUAAGAUUUCUCUGGGGAUAGCAGGCAUCUUCAUAGUGCUGGCCUCGGUGUCCUCAUCGCUGGGAAUCUUUAGCUACGCCGGGAUCCCCCUAACGCUCAUCGUGAUCGAGGUCAUUCCCUUCCUCGUGCUGGCUGUUGGAGUCGACAACAUCUUUAUUAUAGUUCAGAUGUACCAGAGGGAUGAACGGUUGCCACAUGAAGAACUCCACCAACAGAUCGGUCGGAUUCUCGGGGACAUCGCUCCGAGCAUUCUUCUCUCCUCGUUCUCUGAGACGCUGGUCUUCUUUCUGGGUGCCUUGUCCAACAUGCCUGCAGUGAGGACAUUCUCCCUGUUUGCUGGCUUGGCCGUUUUUAUUGAUUUCCUGUUGCAGAUCAGCUGCUUUGUCAGUUUGCUCGGCAUGGAUGCCAAAAGACAGGAGGAGAACCGGCUAGACGUCUGCUGGUGUGUGAAGCUGCCUGAACGUUACGAAGUCAAGACGGAUGGCUUCCUCUUCCGGUUUUUCAAGAAAGUCUACGCUCCGUUCAUCCUGAAGGAGUGGGUUCGACCCGUCGUCGUGGCGGUGUUUGUGGGGAUGCUGUCUUUCAGCAUCGCUGUGGUGAAUAAAGUGGAAAUUGGACUGGACCAGAAGUUAUCCAUGCCGGAUGACUCGUAUGUUCUGGACUACUUCAAUAACCUGAGCGAGUAUCUCCACACCGGAGCUCCUGUGUACUUUGUAGUGGAGGACGGUCUGAACUACAGUAGCCUGGAGGGCCAGAAUUCUGUUUGUGGAGGAGUGGGCUGUGACAACAACUCUUUGGUUCAGCUGGUUUAUUCUGCAUCACUUAUCAGCAACUACACCACUAUUGCCAGCAAUCCCUCUUCCUGGCUGGAUGAUUACUUCGACUGGGUGAAGCCUCAGUCGACCUGCUGUCGCUACUACAACACCACCGGAGCCUUCUGCAACGCCUUAGUGGUGAACUCGUCCUGUGUGCCGUGUCGACCUCUGACUCCGAGUGGAAAACAGAGACCUGUAGGAGAGGACUUUAUGCAUUUUCUACCAAUGUUCUUGUCAGAUAAUCCUAAUGUCAAGUGUGGAAAAGGCGGUCACGCAGCUUACGCCACAGCCGUCGACCUUUAUCCCGACAACACGGGCGUCGGGGCCACUUACUUCAUGUCAUACCACUCUAUCCUAAAGGACUCCCCCGACUUUAUAAAGGCUUUGAAAAUGGCUCGAACCCUGGCCAACAACAUCAGCCAGUCUAUUGAUCACAAGGUUUUCGCAUACAGUGUCUUCUACGUGUUUUACGAGCAGUACCUCACCAUCGCCCACGACACGGCUCUGAACCUAGGCGUGUCACUGUUGGACAUCUUUGUGGUGACCACAGUGUUGCUGGGCUUCGAGUUGUGGUCAGCUGUGAUCGUCACCAUCACGAUCGCCAUGAUCCUGGUCAACAUGUUCGGCGUCAUGUGGCUUUGGGGCAUCAGCCUCAACGCAGUGUCUCUUGUGAACCUGGUCAUGAGCUGCGGGAUCUCGGUGGAGUUCUGCAGCCACAUUGUACGAGCGUUUUCCAUCAGUGUGAAGAAAAACAGAGUGGAGCGAGCUGAGGAGGCGCUGGCUCACAUGGGCAGCUCUGUGUUCAGUGGAAUCACGUUAACUAAGUUUGGAGGGAUAUUAAUCCUGGCUCUUUCCAAGUCGCAGAUCUUCCAGGUCUUUUACUUCCGGAUGUAUCUGGCCAUCGUGCUCCUCGGAGCGACGCACGGCCUCAUUUUCCUCCCAGUCCUACUAAGCUAUUUAGGUCCAUCGAUGAACAAAGCCAAGGUGUUUGCUGCCAACCAGCGUAACAUCGGUACAGAAAAAGAGCGCCUCCUCGGCUACAGGGCCAACUCUAUGGGUACCAACUAACUGUCCACGAGGGGCCGUGUGUGUGUGUGUGUGCGCGCGCGUGCGUCAGCCACAUGUGGAAUCAGUAACACACUCUUCAUCAUUGUCACUACUGUGCAUGGAUCUAACUCAGGAAUAUACGCGGAAACAAGAGUGCCAGCAGCUUUUGAUUUGUCCACUAAAGACUCAGACCAGCCCUCCUCAUCCUCUUCCUCAUACUACAGGGCAAGCAAGACUUUAGCAUCUGAACAGACACUCGGACAAGGGUCCUGGGACAAGAGAAACGAUGGCAGAGUGGUUGUUUUGAGAAAGUAUUAAAAGGGUAAAACUGGUCAGCUUUAACAUAAAAGUGAAGACCAGAAAAAAAGUUCGAUAUUAAGAGUGAAACAAAUGGAACCUGACGGACCUGAAAAUCUCACAACCGUCCUCAUUAAAUCAUAACUAAGUACAGUUCUCCAUCAGGAUGUUUUGACUGUUAAACAAGAAAAAAGAAAUCAAACGAGUGUCUUUUAGUGGAGACCAAAUUUUUCAGCAAAACAAGAUGAUUUAUAUAAAUGUUCUUUUUAAAGUUACUUUACAUCACCAUCAAAUGCUGCUUCUUGCAUCAGUUCCCAAGUAUUCUGAUUUUAUUUUAGUUCCAUGUUGAAGGCUGAUCCAGAAUUUUCAAGUGUCCUUCCUGAAGCGUUCGGCCACUUUUAACCGUCGAGAUGCAUCUUGGUGUUUGAUCUAAACGGUUUCUGGUGCUUAAAACGGUUUUGUAUUGAUCUGAGACAUUUUAUAGUUACUGAACAAGGGAUUUGUAGCAUCAGCAGGUGGAACAAAGAAGCUGACAUAGGACUAAUUAUUUCAUUCCACAGUUUAAAAAAAGUGUAAUUUAUUAUAUAAUGUCAGAGUUCUGAGAUUUUCAUUCUUUUUUUUUUCUUUGAGCAUUUUAGCUGUUUAAACUUGUGUGUGUUGUCUUUAAACUGCCUCAGAAGUCCCUUUAAAGAAUCGUGCAGUUAGCUAUUUUACCCUUUUAUUCUACCUACUUGUUACUUUUAUGUCUGAGAUUUCCCCCCUUGUGUGUCCUGCAUUAACCAUGAACCAUUCCUUUUUGGUUUUUAGAUAAAUUCAUUAUUUCAUGAAUGUAUAAAAAUUGUUGUGAAAUAAGGAUUAAACAUGAACUUUCAAAGAAAAGCUAACGUUACAUUACCCUGGUUGUGGAUUGUAGUGAAAAACACAUUUUGUAAGAUUUGGAGAGCUUUAGUUUUUACUGAUUUGAACAAAUAUUAAAAGUACUCACAAAGUGA
Molecule: messenger RNA, 5211 nt
Organism: Nothobranchius furzeri (turquoise killifish)
Lineage: Eukaryota; Metazoa; Chordata; Actinopteri; Cyprinodontiformes; Nothobranchiidae
Gene: npc1
Product: Niemann-Pick disease, type C1
Biological process (GO): intestinal cholesterol absorption; cholesterol homeostasis; purine ribonucleoside monophosphate biosynthetic process
Cellular component (GO): plasma membrane
Molecular function (GO): lipid carrier activity; cholesterol binding; deaminase activity
Source: RefSeq, a predicted model, not a curated record